Pyrus x bretschneideri (Chinese white pear) is the source of this 903-nucleotide messenger RNA. RefSeq names its product threonine--tRNA ligase, chloroplastic/mitochondrial 2-like. Gene Ontology annotation, biological process: threonyl-tRNA aminoacylation. Bases 1 to 903 code for a protein of 300 amino acids. Gene Ontology annotation, molecular function: threonine-tRNA ligase activity; ATP binding. Gene Ontology annotation, cellular component: chloroplast stroma; mitochondrion. NCBI's taxonomy places the organism in Eukaryota, Viridiplantae, Streptophyta, Magnoliopsida, Rosales, Rosaceae. The record is from RefSeq and is a predicted model, not a curated record. The transcript is spliced from 7 exons.
AUGGCCACGAAGGCUCAGCGCUCGACCCAAGACGACAAAUUGAAGGAUGCCCAGAUGGAGGUAGCUGAUAAGCCUGAGAAAGUCGUGCUUCCAACCAACGAGUCCUCCGAAAGCCUCAUCAGAAUUCGACACACGUGUGCACACGUGAUGGCCAUGGCUGUUCAGAAGGUCUUCCCGGAUGCAAAAGUGACAAUUGGUCCGUGGAUGGAAAAUGGGUUCUAUUAUGAUUUUGAUAUGGAGCCUUUGACGGACAAAGAGUUGAAGAGAAUCAAGAAGGAGAUGAUUGAAAAGGAGAUUAAUUUGAAGUAUGCCGAAUUCCUUAUAGGUGAUGAAUGGUGGGACCUAUGUGCGGGGCCCCAUGUUGAAAAAACUGGAAAUAUUAACAGAAAAGCUGUCGAACUUGAGUCUAUUGCUGGUGCCUACUGGAGAGGAGAUGAAAAGAAACCGAUGCUGCAGAGGAUCUAUGGCACUGCAUGGGAGAGUGAGGAUCAAUUGAAGGCAUAUCUUCAUUUCAAAGAGGAAGCUAAACGUCGAGAUCACAGGCACCUUGGUCAAGUUCUUGACCUGUUUUCUAGACAGAUUUAUCAGUUAGCAAUCCCAUUAUUUGUAGUUGUGAGGAUUCUUGCAUUGAACAUUUUCGUUGUUGAAUUUUCACAGAAUGAUGCUGGUGGGGGUUUAGUGUUCUGGCGUCCAAGGGGUGCUAUUGUGAGAUACGAAUUAUCUGGAAGCUUGCAUGGUCUUUCUUGUGUAAAAGGUUUUACUCAGGAUGGUGUCCACAUAUUUUGUCUAGAAGAUCAGAUCAAAGAUGAAAUAAGGGGUGUCCUAGAUCUUACCGAAGAACUUUUGUUGCAAUUUGGCUUCAGAAACCUGCUUUUAUAUGACAAUCCAACAAUCCAAGCUUAG